Molecule: messenger RNA, 1093 nt
Organism: Cylas formicarius (sweet potato weevil)
Lineage: Eukaryota; Metazoa; Arthropoda; Insecta; Coleoptera; Brentidae
Exons: 6
Coding region: 279-1022 (247 amino acids)
Source: RefSeq, a predicted model, not a curated record
CUCUCGCGGUGCCGCUUGUUCAUUCACUCUUGGACGGAGAAAUUUUAAACAGCUGACAACUACCGCACGAGCCGUUUCCACCGAAGAAAGUGAAGGGUUGCGUUUCAUCACGUUUUUUUUUGGGGAGCUCUCACAUUAAACGAAAGCGAACUUGGUCAACUUACGGUACUGAUUUCGGUAGUGCAAGCACUUUUUCGUAAUUGGUGGUUGUUUUGUGUGUCGCAGAAGGGAAUUAUCUACUCGACUAUUCAUUCGAAAAGGUGAUCGCGUAACUGCCUAUGAUGCCUCCGGAUGAAUUUUACUGGAACGGUACAGAGUCGGAGAGUGAAGAAUCUCUUAAAGACUAUCACACUCUACCACAGAGUCGCAACCAACCAUCAUAUAUAGAUCCCUGGGACUUGGAGAAUUAUGCGUAUAUUCGAGAACAUCUCGACUCUAUGGAAUUGUCAUCGAAUCCUUCGCUACCUCUAAGCGGUACGAGUAGUGGCGAUUUGGCUGAAGCCCAUUCGACUUCUUUCUUAUACGUCCCAGGUAACAAAAGAAUAGUUGACGUAAACAGGACCUACGAAGCGGCCGAUCAAGGAAAUUAUGCUGAUAUAGAUGAACUGCGAAGCGAAAGACCAUACUACACGGCUAGAAAACUGAGAUACAGCAGUUUUGCUGAUACCGAAGAAAGUGCCUAUGAGGAAAGCAUGAGAGAAAAUUCUUCGGUCUUUGGGAUAUACGACAGGGCAGGUCGAUUCAGGCGAGUGGCAGUUCCAGUAUCUGUAGAUCAAACGUACAAAACACAACUGGACAGAAGUAUAAGUUCUCAUGAGGAUUACGACUACGAUCCAUAUGGUUCGAAACAUGACAUAUACAGCAGACUCGACGAUAUGUCAACGCUGCCCAUAUAUGACGACGUCAGAAGACUAAGGAGGAAGAAACCCCACAAUUUCGGAUUGACAAACUAUGGUCAUUUAAAAAUUGAUUAUUCCUCCAAUUGGAAUAAUUUGAACAAUUAUAUAAAAUAUAAGCAUUAACCGCAGUAGAUAUAUCGUGUAUAAAACGUUAGUUUUAUAUUUAUUAGACUGUUGUAAGAUUACAAAUAAAA